GUGACGAUAGUCAAAAUAUGGCGGCAAGAACAGAACGAACGAUGUAAAAAACAGCGUCACUUUUUCAUGUUUUAUUUCAUCAGUGGUAGGGAAAAUGCGGCUAAAUUGUGAAAUAUUGAUCGUAAAUCGAUCAGCUCCUUCGCAUAACAUGCGAAACGCAAGCAAACCUACGCGUGCUUCUUUGGCCAUCGGACGAAAAGAGACUUCAAAACAUGUUGCAGUCGAGAACCGGAAGGCUGCUGUGUUUCUUUUAGUUUGUACUGCGAAGGAGAGGAACGGGGCAAAAUAUAAGGUUAAAGAGAACCUGCAGCAGGUGUUCUCAAAGUUUCUUGACAAAGGAAAGGCAACAAUUCGAUUAAAGGAACCUCCACAUGAUCUAUUUAUUAACAAGGCUGAUCCAUCAGGUCUCAAAACGUUUCUGUCGAUACUUAAACUUGGAGACAAAGAGCUACAAAAGGUCAACCUGUCCUGCCUGGCUCCUGCAAAGAUCUCAGACAUAGAAAAACCCAAAACUGAUAUGGUGAUCUCACGACGAGGUGAUUAUCCACUUGGGAAGCCUUUUCCAAGUACACUUAACAAGUUGACUGUUAACAACUGUGGACUUGUUCGAAUUGAAGCCCGUAUCCUGCAGAUGAGCAGUUUGUCAUGUUUAAAUGUUGCCGACAAUCAAAUUAAGUCAGUGCCUUGCAGAUUGACCAAUUUGUCUGGAUUGUCUGAGCUAGUUUUACGUGGCAACAGGAUCCGGGAGUUUCCACCUUCACUCUGCACUGGGGCCUUGGCAUCGUCUUUGAAGCUUUUGGAUCUCAGCCAAAAUGAAAUCAAACUUCUACCUGUGGCAUUUUGCAACUUAAAGAGCCUUGUUCAUUUAAAACUAGAUCAAAACCAUCUCCUCAUGUUACCAGUAAACAUUGGAAAGCUUUCAAGUUUACGAUUCUUCUCUGCCAGUCAUAAUCAGCUCAAGGUUUUACCUCAUAGUUUAUCUAAAUUAAAGCUGGAAUCAAUGGACGUGUCACAAAAUACCUUUCUCGAUCAGGACAAAUGGAAGAUUGUAAGCAAGUUAACUGUUCCAUCAUUGAAGGAAUGUGCAGGAAUUGCUGUCAAGAAACAUGGGUGUUCAUAUUCCAAGGUAGUCAUUCCAUCAUCCCUCUGUGUAUAUCUGGACACUGUUAAACAGUGCCUGUGUGGAAACUACUGCUUUAAAUCAUGUGUCCACUACAUUGUGACAAUCAACAUUCAUCACUUAGCCCAUACAGUGGUGUCCGUGUGUCCAACCCAAAGCCACUUACCGGCAGAAGGCUUCCUUUGUUCCAGAAAGUGUCUUCAACGGUUGCAAAACAGUAAGAGACCAUACUGGAGGUAGCUGCGCAGUGGCUUCUUAAUCCAUUUGCCCAAAAUGGACGCAGGCCAACACUAAAAUGCACAGAAACCUUUCCUCACUCCAACAAGGGUCUCUGUGAUUGAUAUCAAAACAGUAUGAGACUACACUAGAAGAAGUAUAUUUUUAUUCAAUGAAACUAAAAAUGCUGUCAAAAUUUGACUAUUACGGCAAAGAGAUUUUUUCCUAAAGUGUAUGCCCUGUAGUACACUUGAAUGAGCAAACAAAACUCAAGCAAUUAUCUGCCUCUGACCUGUAUCUGCUACACAGAUUGUAAGUUCCCUGCUUGUUGUACUUCAGUGGCACCGACAUAUUGUAAAUGCUUCUCAUACAUUGUACAUGUAGAUAAAUAAGAUUAGAGUUAAUAAAUGUGGCUGUGAUAUUAGAGUUCAUUAAUUAUUUCAUUCUCAGAAUGACAAAGCAUUUAGAACAAAGCUUUGUUCUUUGAAAAAGGUCAUGUCUGGAAGGUACUUUUUCUAAAUCUGUUGAGAUAUGAACACUAGCUAUUUAAAUCAGUGUUACUGAUGUGGACCGCGCGAAAUAACCGUUAUUAUUAAAAACUGGAUCAUUAGAUCAUGCAA
Orbicella faveolata is the source of this 1956-nucleotide messenger RNA. Its product is annotated as leucine-rich repeat protein 1-like. The record is from RefSeq and is a predicted model, not a curated record. NCBI's taxonomy places the organism in Eukaryota, Metazoa, Cnidaria, Anthozoa, Scleractinia, Merulinidae. Gene Ontology annotation, cellular component: cytoplasm. Gene Ontology annotation, molecular function: protein binding.